AUGGACAAACAGCCCGCCGUCACACCGGCCUUCGAGCCCGAUCGCGAGCACGAGCACGAGCACCAAGCGCAUGUGCAACAUGACCGACUCAAGCGCGGCCUCUCCGCCCGGCAGGUCCAAAUGAUCGCCAUCGGCGGCACAAUUGGGACAGGUCUAUUCCUCGGGACGGGCAAAGCGCUUGCGACAGGUGGUCCGGCGUCGAUGCUCAUUGCGUAUGCGAUCUCCGGCGGCAUUGUCUUUCUGACGAUGUUGAGCUUGGGUGAGAUGGCGGCGUUCAUGCCUGUUGCUGGGAGCUUUUGCACUUUUGCUGGGCGAUUUGUUGACGAUGCGUUUGGGUUCGCUUUGACCUGGAACUACUGGUUCAAUGAUGCGGUUUCAACGGCAUCGGAUCUCGUUGCACUGCAGAUUGUGCUGCAGUAUUGGACCGAGUCAGACGAUUUUCCGGGCUGGGCGUUUAGCUUGGUCUUCUGGGCUGUAUUGAUUGCGCUGAAUCUGUUCGCUGUGAAGGUAUAUGGAGAGGUCGAGUACUGGAUGAGCGUGCUCAAGGUGGUCACAAUCAUCGUAUUCAUCAUCCUAGGCAUAGUCGUCAAUUGCGGCGGAAAUGAGAGUGGCCACUAUAUCGGCGGCGAGAACUGGCAUCUCCCAGACGCUCCCUUCGUUGGAGGUAUCGGUGGCUUCGCAUCCGUCUUUGUAACGGCUGCAUUUGCCUAUGGCGGCACCGAAUCCAUCGCCAUCACCGCAGGCGAAACCAAAGACCCAGCACGGACUCUCCCAAAAGUCGUCCUCAACGUCUUCUGGCGGAUUCUCAUUUUCUACAUCCUUUCUUCCCUAAUAAUCGGCCUCAACAUCCCAUACAACUACCCCUCGCUCAACGACGGGACCGUCAAAACCUCCCCCUUCACCCUCGUCUUCGAAAUGACGGGCACAAAAGCCGCAGGGACCGUCAUGAACGCCGUGAUCCUGACGUCCGUGCUAUCCGCCGGAAACCACGCGCUCUUCGCGGGCGUGCGGCUGCUCUACACGCUUUCCGUAGCAGGCCACGCACCGGGGUUCUUCGGGACGCUGAACCGCAACCAUGUCCCCUGGAUCGCGGUGCUUGCAACGAGUGCCGUGAGCGGGCUUUGCUUUGGCUCGACAUCGUCGGCGUCUCAAACCAACUCUCCUGGAUCUCCAUCGGCAUAA
Messenger RNA from Aspergillus mulundensis, 1182 nucleotides. RefSeq lists its product as uncharacterized. The transcript is spliced from 6 exons. Gene Ontology annotation, biological process: amino acid transmembrane transport. Gene Ontology annotation, molecular function: amino acid transmembrane transporter activity. Gene Ontology annotation, cellular component: membrane. The record is from RefSeq and is a predicted model, not a curated record. The coding region runs from base 1 to 1182 and encodes 393 amino acids. NCBI's taxonomy places the organism in Eukaryota, Fungi, Ascomycota, Eurotiomycetes, Eurotiales, Aspergillaceae.